GCUACGGUUCCAUUGAUGAAAUAGAACGUCACUGAGCGAAGUGAGAGAGACUGUGGCACGACUUGGAACCAUUGGCGUGUGUUCGACACAGACGGGACGUACGUUCGGCAGGCGAUAUGGAUUUACUCUGGAUUAGGCUCGGUGUAUGCUCAAUAGUUUUACAUCUGAGCGGUGGAUCCGACAUGGAUAUAUGGAACGACUGGUGGUCCUAUGAAGGCAUAUCCGGACCGGGAUUCUGGGGUUUACUUAACCCUGAUUGGUCUUUAUGCAGCAAAGGAAAGAACCAGUCCCCCAUUAAUAUUGAGCCUGCAUCUCUUUUAUUUGACCCUAGUUUAGACGCCAUCAUGAUUGACGGUACAAUGGUUUCUGGUAUGCUAGAAAACAAUGGUCACGACAUUACCUUCACCGUGUCGAACCGGUCGCGCAGUGUGAAUCUGACCGGAGGACCGCUGUCGUACCGCUACAGAGUGGCUCAGAUCAGACUACACUUCAGUACCGACGAUCACCAGGGCUCGGAACACACCAUCGACGGCAAGAGCUUCUCUCUCGAGUUCCAUAUCGUCGCGUACAAUGCAGAUCUUUACACCAAUCUGUCGUACGCUUCUAGAUCCCCGCGGGGUAUUGCAACACUAGCCGUCUUUGCACAGGUUUCAGACACGGGCCAUUCAGAAUUUGGAAAACUUACUUUUGCUAUGAACAGAACAAAAUAUAAAGGUGAUAAACAGAGAAUCAAUUUUCUUCGUCUGACAAAAUUUCUUCCCGCCACAUCGCAAUAUGUGACGUAUGACGGGUCGCUCACAUAUCCGGGCUGCUUUGAGACGGUCACGUGGAUAGUGCUGAACAAACCAAUCUACAUAAGUAAAGAACAGUUGGACGUCCUGCGCAAUCUGAACCAGGCCGGCCGGGAGAACCCGCAGAUGCAGUGGAUGAGCAACCUCCGCCCCCAGCAGGACGUGAACCAGCGCACCGUCCGCACCAACAUUAACUUUGUAUGUCCUGCAUGUCAGCUCAAACGUGUCGGUCACAUGAUUCAGGCCAGCUCGCCAAAUGCUGGAAGGUGUUCAAUGGGGAAAAACAUGUUUUAUCAAGUAAACAGCAAAUUUAAGUACACCUGAAGGACUGGGUUCAUACAAUAAGCUGCACUCCAGCUUGUUAACACCGUCCUCUACGAUCGAGUGGCAAGAAGGUACGGUAAAUCGCCACCGAGAUGCAAUCGCUCUGUUUCUGUGUCGCUUCAUCAACACACCACGGUCGGACAACUUUCGAGAACAACAGCAGCAUGGAAUAUACACGGUGCGAAACUACGGCUUAAAGCUUCGUCCUGGCUCUGUUCGUGUGACAGUUUAAAGUAGAGGAUUACCGAGACGUGAUUGGCUGUUCGGAGAAAACCUCGCGUUCAGUAACUGAAUGGCCACUGUCUCCCGAUACAACUCUAUUGCACACCGGCGGAACCGACAUGUCUUGCAGUCUUCGAGAAUGCCAUACCACGGUACCAAACGCAUUUAACCUCGACAGCAUCUCCAAAGCCAAUUUGCAGUGUUACGUAUUUUCUGAAAUGCCCAUUUGUGAAUUCCUACGUUUUCAUAUUUUGUAAAUAAAAUAAACAGGAUGAUUAUUCUGUAUGCAUGUACGGCUUGACUAAACGCCAAGCAUUCAUGUGCAUACCAAGUAUUAAACAAUACAGUGCAUCGUUACAUGAUUUUUUUUAUAGACUUUGUAUUGAAAACAGUUAUAAACUAUUAUCAAUACAUCAGAUUACAGACGAACUGUUGGAUGUUCUGACUCAUACAAAAUACAUAUGGUUGUCAAUAAUGGUGCAUUUGCAUAUGGGAAUUUGUUGCCAGUUACAAAUAAUGCUAUUGUAUUUACAAAAGUAAAUAUUUGAUCAGCAUUACAUGAAAACGGAAAUUGUGUUUGAAGCGACAAAUCGCUUUGUUUGCACACUAUGUCCUUAAAUAUUGGACCUUGCAAAUUACAAUCCUCCUAUGAGGGUAUUGGAACAGAUGGAUGAACCUGUUACGUCCCUGCGUGCAUUAGUCGUGAAAUAUUUACAAAUCCGUAUCCAUGUAACAAGAGAGAGAAAGAGGAGCACAUACACAAUACACAAUUGUUCUUUUCAUAGUGGAGAAUACGGAGACUUUUCCUUUGUGCAGGUACAUAAUUAUAGUGGUGGGUUUUCGCAAUGCAGUACUGCUUCCCACGCAGCGAGAGAGAGAGAGAGAGAGAGAGAGAGAGAGAGAGAGAGAGAGAGAGAGAGAGAGAGAGAGAGAGAGAGAGAGAGAGAGAGAGAGAGAGAGAGAGAGCACAUUGGUUUAUUAAUCAAUGGCUAUUGGAUAUCAAAAGGCAGAGACAGAGAGCGAACUUUAAUGGAUCAAUGUUGUGGUGUUAGACCACUACAUCAUAAUUAUAAUAUAUACUUCCAGAAAAAAAUCCUCUGGAGUAAAUAAAACCAACCGUAAAUUUUGUAAAUGGUGAAACGUGUCACUCGUGUGGACACACCAUAUAUAAUGCAUGCACGGACAUGUUUUUCCGUGUGUAUCUAAUUAGUAAGCCAAAAUCUGAAUUCAAAUCGACCAUCGAAGGUGGACUUUCAGUGACAUAAUAUAACGUUUGCUUUUAGACAUUAGAAGGUUUUCUUUUUCUUUUUCGAAUUACUUACGGUGCUGAUAAUCCAACAAUGACUAUGUGAAUUAAUCCAUUUAGUGUAUUUAGUAAAUAAUGAAAUAUAUAUGUAUAUAUAGUAUGCAUAUUAAUGAAAUAAAAUUAACACGUUAGCUUUAACAGUUGUCUUCAUACUAGUGAUGUUUUACAUAAUAUACUGUUGAUGAAUUUGUGUUUUGUGACUAAAUAUAUUUAUUGCUGUAUAUUUUGUUUUUAAACUAAUUUAUUCGCUGUUUGUUCAUCUAUGCAUUUAGUUAAGAAAACAUUGUUUAAUGCAUUGUGUCGCGUCUUUCAUACAUUACGUGCUCAAUAUAUUUUAUAUGCUGACAUUCCUAUAUUUUUGCAAUAAAGCAUAUUAAUUUUUUAA
Gigantopelta aegis is the source of this 3028-nucleotide messenger RNA. Its product is annotated as carbonic anhydrase-related protein 10-like. The record is from RefSeq and is a predicted model, not a curated record. Gene Ontology annotation, molecular function: zinc ion binding; carbonate dehydratase activity. The transcript has 12 exons. The coding region runs from base 117 to 1115 and encodes 332 amino acids. Lineage: Eukaryota; Metazoa; Mollusca; Gastropoda; Neomphalida; Peltospiridae.